GAGUUCGGCUGGAGCUUGGACAGAAAAUCGACUCCACACAGAGUUCAGAGGUGGCAUAAAGAGGAGUCGCUCCCCCGUACUGCUCUCAUCAAGAUACCCUCACACACAUUCACAAUGGCAUCAAGACAAGCUCCCCGCGCUCUCCGCAACGCCGCAAGGCAAUUGGCUGCUGCCCCUGCCCAGAGGCGCACCUUUGUGUCUGCCAUCAACGCGGCGUCUCGCGCUGCCCCCAAGGCCGCUGUCUCGGCUCAGUUCCAGCAGACCCGUGGUAUCAAGACGAUUGACUUCGCCGGCACCAAGGAGACUGUCUACGAGCGCGCCGACUGGCCCAAGGAGAAGCUUCUUGAGUACUUCAAGAACGACACCCUCGCUCUCAUCGGCUACGGCUCGCAGGGCCACGGCCAGGGUCUCAACCUCCGCGACAACGGCCUCAACGUCAUCGUCGGUGUCCGAAAGGGCGGCGCCUCGUGGAAGGAUGCUGAGCAGGAUGGCUGGGUUCCCGGCAAGAACCUGUUCGACAUUGACGAGGCCAUUGGCAAGUCCACCAUCGUCAUGAACCUGCUCUCCGACGCCGCCCAGUCCGAGACCUGGCCCCACAUCAAGCCCCAGCUCAAGGGCAAGACCCUCUACUUCUCCCACGGCUUCUCCCCCGUCUUCAAGGACCUCACCAAGGUCGAGGUCCCCACCGACAUUGACGUCAUCCUCGUUGCCCCCAAGGGCUCCGGCCGCACAGUCCGCACUCUCUUCCGUGAGGGCCGCGGCAUCAACUCCUCCGUCGCCGUCUACCAGGACGUCACCGGCAAGGCCGAGGAGAAGGCCGUCGCGCUCGGCGUCGCCGUCGGCUCCGGCUACCUCUACAAGACCACCUUCGAGAAGGAGGUCUACUCCGACCUGUACGGCGAGCGCGGCUGCCUGAUGGGCGGCAUCCACGGCAUGUUCCUCGCGCAGUACGAAGUGCUCCGCGAGCGCGGCCACUCGCCGUCCGAGGCCUUCAACGAGACCGUCGAGGAGGCCACGCAGUCGCUGUACCCGCUGAUCGGCGCCCACGGCAUGGACUACAUGUACAACGCGUGCUCGACCACCGCGCGCCGCGGCGCGCUCGACUGGCAGAAGCGCUUCAAGGACGCGCUCAAGCCCGUCUUCAACGACCUGUACACCUCCGUCGCCGACGGCACCGAGACCAAGCGCUCGCUCGAGUACAACCUGCAGAAGGACUACCGCGAGAAGUACGCCGCCGAGCUCAAGGAGAUCGACGACCUGGAGAUCUGGCGCGCCGGCAAGGCCGUCAGGUCGCUGCGUCCCGAGAACAAAUAGACGACGCGUCCAAGAGCAUGUGUUGGGGUUCUGGAGUGUAGCAUACUGUCUCAUUAACGUUUUCAUGGCGCCUGGAAGGUCAAAAAGGCUGGAUGUGGAUGGAUUGGGAAAAUGAACGAUACCUUUUUUUUUCA
Boeremia exigua is the source of this 1448-nucleotide messenger RNA. RefSeq names its product 6-phosphogluconate dehydrogenase. Gene Ontology annotation, cellular component: mitochondrion. Bases 115 to 1314 code for a protein of 399 amino acids. Gene Ontology annotation, molecular function: ketol-acid reductoisomerase activity. Lineage: Eukaryota; Fungi; Ascomycota; Dothideomycetes; Pleosporales; Didymellaceae. The transcript has 4 exons. Gene Ontology annotation, biological process: L-valine biosynthetic process. The record is from RefSeq and is a predicted model, not a curated record.